UGUGUAUUUAUUAUUCAGACAACAUAACUUAAAUUAAUCGAAGUCCUCAAUUUAAUACAGUAGCGGUUAUGGUGUAGUUGUUAUUUAUUUUAAUUUUUAUUUAUUGUCAACAUCGUACUGCACUCCAUCCACAAGCAUGCCUUCAUCAACAACAAUUCAGGUGAAAAUGCUGGAUGAUUCCAUCAACUCAUAUGAAGUGAAGCCAUCGAGUUGUGGAAGUGUGCUAUUGCAAGCCAUUAUGAAAGACCUGGAUGUUCUGGAAUCUGAUUAUUUUGGUGCAUCGUAUGAUAAUGGUGAUGGAUUGACAUUUCUUGAUCCGCUUCGUGAAAUUGGAAGACAAAUUAAAAAACUUGAGAGCACAGUACUUAGUUUUGGUGUAAAGUUUUUUACACCUGAUCCGAGUCAAAUGCAAGAUGAGUAUACUCGAUAUCUCUUUGCUCUCCAAAUCAAACGAGAUGUGAACAACGGAACUUUACAAUGUGCGGAGAACACUGCCCUAGAGAUUGCAUCAUAUAUAGUACAAGCGGAAUUCGGGGACUGGAAUGCCGCAGAGUGUUCCGAUGGUUCGUACUUAAACGACAUGAAAAUCUUUCCCAAUCCUACACCUCAGCAUUUGCAAAAAAUUUCUCAACUCCACAGGAAUUUAAUAGGAAAGAAACCAGAUGAAGCUGAUUACAGUCUUUUAGAUGUUGCUCGAAGAUUAGAAAUGUAUGGCGUAAGAUUGUAUCCAGCUUUAGAUGCUCAAAACGCAGAAAUAAAAUUGGGUGUUUCUCAUGCCGGUGUCACUGUAUUCCAGGGGAUAAAGCGAAUCAAUAAUUUCAAUUGGUCCAGAAUGAGGAAAAUGAGCUUCAAGAGAAAACGAUUUCUUUUAAAACUGCUGAAUGAUCCAGUGCAACCCAGUGGGCGAAAAGGAUACGGGAACAUACUAGUAUUUGUAAUGAAGAGCCGAGACGCCUGCAAAAACUUUUGGAAAUUAUGCAUUGAACAUCACGCUUUCUUUCGACUAGAAGUUCGACCGAAGAUGAAGCCUAAGCCUGUGCUCUUGUCGAGAGGCUCUUCAUUUCAUUACAAUGGUAAAACUCAAAAGGAAUUAUUGGAGUUAGUACGAAAUAGCAAUUUUCGAAGAACUAAUUUUGUUCGUACAACGAGCCGUAGGAGGACGCAUCAUUAUGCUCCGACUCAAGCAAGUGCUGUCAAUGAAGCCAAAAAUUCAAAACCGGAACUGAACUUGCAAGACAUGACAAUUACUCAAAACAAUACAACAAAUAGCAAUGUAACAACGCCAUCAAGUUCAACUUACACUGAAGAUCAAGGAAGUUACAGAGUUAAUGAUUCCUCAUUCAGAAGUCCAGACACAGAGGCAAGUGUGACAACUGCGGACAUAACUCCUGACAGCAAUCAAAAAUCUGUAAUGCCAGAGUGGCAAAUGGAGAGUAAAAGUUUACAUAGCAGUGCCACACCAAUCGGAGAACAAGAAAAUGUUCAAGAAGUCACAGAAGUUAAAGAGAAAAAAGAAGUGGAAGUUACCCAGCAACAACACAAUGAAUCAGUGUUACCCAAAGUCAACCUACAUUCAGGCGGUCAACAUUCAAGUGAUGAUGCUUCUACUCCUCCUGCUCUACCUGCAAAAGAACAGCAAUCAACAAUCAAAACAACAGCGGAAGAAAAUGUGGAUACAAGCACCAGGGAACUAAAAAUGGCCUCUGUUGGAGAUUCGCAAAAACAUCCUACUGAUACAGCAUACUAUAUUGCAAAAGAAUUUCUUGUGACUGAGAGGAGUUAUAUAAAAGAUUUGGAAGUAAUCGACAAAGGAUUCAAAUUGGCUCUGGAAAAAGCAUCAGCAAAUACAGAUGGGGGACAUCUGCUUUCUGAAGAUGUUGCAAAUCAAAUAUUCAACACAACUGAUUCACUGCUGUCAGUUCACCAACAAUUUAAAAAAGAUCUCGAGACGAGAAUGGUCUCAUGGGAAGGACCACCCACCAUAAAUUCAACAGAAAAUGAUGAAACGAAAAGUGAAAAUAUCGAUGAUAUUUUGAUAUCACAGCUCCAACGCAUCAAGAAAAUAUUUCAUUUGAUUGAAAAUGGCGAAGAUUUAGUUAGAACCAUAGAAAACGCUUGCAAUGGGGAUGAACGAAUUGACCAAGUUUGCAGAGAUUUCGAACUCCAAAAAAUAUGUUACAUUCCAAUCACUAGAUUUCUGCUUCAACCAAUGCAACGCGUCAUCCACUACUCUGUUCUGUUUGAUCGCCUACUCAGACAUUAUACCCAGGAAGGAAAAGCUAGUGAACACAAUGAAUUGAGAUCUGCUACAAAUGACCUAAAUACCAUCUCCUCUUCAUUGAAACCCAAAUUACAAAGAGCUCACAAUUUCCAAAAACUUGCUCAACUGCGACAUGACCUCAUCGGUGUUGAUAAUCUAGUGACGAAUGACAGGAUUUUCGUUCGUGAAGGAAGUUUGUACAAAUUAUCAAGAAAAGGUUUCCAACAACGUUUGUUUUUCUUGUAUUCUGGUUGCUUGCUAUAUACCAGUAAAGGAGUCACAUCAACAAACCAGUUCAAAGUACAUGGAGAGUUACCACUGCAUGGAAUGAUUAUUGAAAUCAAUGACAGUGAUCGUGCAGUGCCAAACUGUUUCAGUAUAUUGUCAGGUUCAAAAACAGUUGUUGUUGCUGCUGCAACUCAGGAAGAAAUGUUUAAAUGGAUUGAAGACCUGAAUCAUUUUAUCAACAUCAGUAAAGACACUUUGUAUCAAUCUCCUCUCACUAAUGGUGGCUCGUCAAGGCCUGUGAGCGAUCAAUCAAUGGACCAAUCCGAUGACUCUAGCUCGUCACGUAAUUCACUCGAUCCAUCGUCUAAUAAAUCUCACAAUAAUCAACAAAGAACAAACACUACAAUGCAUGUCUGUUGGCAUAGAAAUACAAGUGUCAGUGCUGAUGAUUACAAUAUAUCAUUGCAGAAUCAACUUUGUGGAUAUCUACUUCGUAAAUUCAAGAAUUCUAACGGUUGGCAAAAAUUAUGGGUCGUUUUCUCAAACUUCUGUCUUUUCUUUUACAAAUCACAUCAGGAUGAGUUUCCACUUGCAAGUUUACCGUUGCUUGGUUACUCGGCAACAAAUCCUAAUCCUGAGGAUAAUAUUCAGAAAGAAUAUGUGUUCAAACUACAAUUCAAAACUCAUGUUUAUUUCUUCCGAGCGGAAAGUCAGUACACAUUCUCAAGAUGGAUGGAGGUGAUUCGCAGCGCAACAGCUAAUACGAAGAGAGUUCGAUUAUUCAGCAGAAUGGAAAGUGUGAAAGCCUGAUUCAAGAUUGUCAACAUCUAACUAUUUUCCUAAAAUUUUAAGAAGUAUUUCUGACUUGUUUUUCGUUCUCGGUACUUUAAAUUUUCUCCUGUCAUAAUACAUUUAAACAUUGCGGUACUUAAUUCCAAAAUUGAAUUGAUUAAUGCACUGUAUUGCCUUUUUACUUGAUUUCUACCACUCUGCCUUUUGGUACAAGUUUCGGAAACAAUCAUUAUCUUUUACAAACAAAAUCAAACACAUAUUAUAAAAAAGGUUCUGUACAAAAGUCUGUGUGUAUAACAAAUAUACCAUGUACAGCGCUAUUUUUUGUGAUUCAUUUAUCCAAAAUCACCCAUAAUCAACUUCUGGUUUUCUAUCUUGUAUAAGCGUUUGAACUGUAAAAUGACGAUAAUUCCCAUACUUAAUAUUUUAUCAAAGUGUGCUUGAUAAUAUUUUUAACAUCAACUGGUAAAUAAUAAUCGGUACCAUUUGCCUUCUUAGUUUCAUUCUUUUUAAUAUUGCCAUAUAAUUAUGCUUGUUUGAUUCGACUGGAAAGGGAAUUUUACCUUGACUUCCAUUUUUAAAUGAAGGUUAUUUGAACUUGUGUGUAAUUAUUUUAAAUAUACCAACUUUUUUGUUUUUCAUGUUAAUAUAUCAUCCACUAUCUAAUUGUAAUCACUCCACUUUAUUGCGUCAUAGGUCGGGCCAAACAUAUUAUGCACUAUAUCUUUUAUAAUGAAGGCUUAUAUGCUAGACCCGAGUAUGGCACAAUAAUAAUCAUGUAUUGUAUAAAGACUGCCUUUGUAUAUUAAUUCUUGCACCUAAUUUUCGUUGUUAUCACAAUCUUUAUCUUUUUAUCUACCUUAUCAGUAACUUGUUCUAUGAUAUCGAUUCGAGUGGUUGUUUUUAAAAGUGUCAUUCCUGAUACUGAUUUCUGAUGGAAUACCUUUAUUUGCAGAAAAUGUACAAUAGAUUGCCCGCGCCUUUUCACAGAAAAACUGUUUUCUAACCAGGUUUUAGUAUUCAAGUUUAUACCACUUAAAAAUAUUUAUGGAAAAAAGAAACGGCCAGUUUUUCUUCGCUAUAAAACAUUAUGUGUACUUCUCGAUAUGUUGUGAACAUAAGUUGUGCCACUUCUUUCGUAACCCACUAUCAUUUAUUAUAGUUAAAAACAUAUGUGAAUCUCUGUGAAUAUCGCUGGAUUUAUAAGUAUUCUUGACAAUUGUAAAUCCUGACAAUUGAAGAUAAUAUACACUUGACAUUUAAGAAGAGCUAGUCUGGGUUUUAUCAGGUUUUAACAUAAUUUUUAUUUCUUUAAUUUUUGCUGUUCAGAUUCAGUUGAAAAUCUCUAAUUUUCGUUCUGGUAUGUAACCUCAAACGACUCAUCUCUGAUAAUUAUACAUAAUUCGUUUUUGUUGAGAAAUUGUGAUUUUCUUAUGCCUUUGCUGACCCACUUUUUUCGUCUUCUGCUAGUUUUUUAAAGUUUCCUUGUCAAAUAGUGUUUGAUAUUGCUGUAGGCUGUCUCUUUGUCGCUAGGUGGCUUGCGUUAGCUUAACGACGACUUGUUUCUGUGAAUAGCAGACAAAGUAUUCACUAAUGUAUAGUCAUCAUCCAUCAUGUAAUUGCCAUAAAUAAUUUUACCUGUUUUCAAUUAAUUUUACGAUUUUAUUCAAUGUUUUGGGAAAAUGAUCAAAAUGAGGUUGUUUCAUCUUCUGUGACUAGUGUUACUGUUUUGUGCUAUUUUUCUGCAAUGUUGUUUAAAUCAAUACUAAAUGAAAUAAAAUGAAUUGACAAA
This is a messenger RNA of Styela clava, 5072 nucleotides long. Its product is annotated as FERM, ARHGEF and pleckstrin domain-containing protein 1-like. Gene Ontology annotation, cellular component: cytoskeleton. Gene Ontology annotation, molecular function: cytoskeletal protein binding; guanyl-nucleotide exchange factor activity. Lineage: Eukaryota; Metazoa; Chordata; Ascidiacea; Stolidobranchia; Styelidae. The record is from RefSeq and is a predicted model, not a curated record.